Penicillium nucicola is the source of this 1575-nucleotide messenger RNA. RefSeq names its product fungal specific transcription factor domain-containing protein. Bases 1 to 1575 code for a protein of 524 amino acids. The record is from RefSeq and is a predicted model, not a curated record. Lineage: Eukaryota; Fungi; Ascomycota; Eurotiomycetes; Eurotiales; Aspergillaceae. The transcript is spliced from 6 exons. Gene Ontology annotation, molecular function: zinc ion binding; DNA binding. Gene Ontology annotation, biological process: DNA-templated transcription.
AUGGACGGCCUGGAAGAUGACCGAGAGCUGCUUCAUCAACUUCUCAACAAUCUGCGGGAUUUGAGUAAGGGUCAGGUCAUCCAACUGCUGAAUGUGAUUCGAAGUAAUGCAUCCUUGGAUGAGAUCAAAGAUUACAUGGACAGAGGGAUACCCGACGAGCUUGAGACGUCGCCGGAGCUGAUCGAUUCGACGAGCCAUAUGGCAGACAGCAGUCAGAGUUCGCGACGAACGGUUAUGAAUGCGAGACAACUGUCGGAUGAUCCGCUGUGGGAUGUUCCUGCCAAACCCUGGACGCGUUUGACAGAUGACGAUGGGUUUGUGUCUCAUCUGAUUUCGCUCUUCUUCACGUGGUUUCAUCCAUACCUGAACUUCAUGGAUCGCGACCGUUUCAUCAAGGAUAUGCAGUCCGGCGAUCCAGAGAAUUCUCUUUACUGUUCACCUUUCCUUGUCAACGCCAUUUUAGCUGAUGCUUGCGCCUACUCCGAUUACCCAGAGGCCUUUUUUCGACGAGACGACAUGACAUCCAAGGGACAGCAUUUCUACGAGGAAGCUAAGAAACUUUAUGGCGAUGAAGAUGGCAAAGCCAGUUCUUGCUUAUAUGGCAGAGAUCGGCGAGGGUGGCUUUACGUGGGCCAAUUAGUCUACGAGGCUCAGGACCUACUCGAUGAACACGAGCUCAGCAAAGAAUCGAAUUAUGAACCAGAAGUUGUCAACAACGUGGUCUGGGGCCUCUACAAUAUCUUGGCGGCCAACUCUCUUAUCUUUCACAAGCGAAUCAUGGUUCGGGCCCCAAAGAUACCAUGUCAACUACACUCAAUCCCGAGGCUCGGGCACCAGGACCUGUGGACCCCUUAUCCUUCUCUUGUCGGUGCCACACCGGCCCAUACUCAGCAUAUGUUGAAGGCAUAUUCAGACUUGAGUGUUACAGUAUUCGAAUCAUCCUCUUGGUUUUUCCACGAUAGAAACUAUCUGGAAAACAUGUCCUUUUUAGAAUUGCGAGACGCGGCAGAUCAAUUAUACGCUCGUCUCAAAGACUGGAAAACGAAUAUCAAUGACUGUAUGAAAGAACAGAACAACAGAACACCCCACAACCUGGGUUUGCACAUGUACUGGAACAAGAUCGUUAUGAAAAUCUAUGGCUUUGUACAGAAAAAGGCUGAUCAGGAAAGUCCAAGCCCAGCAGAGUAUCAGUCCGUGAAAGAAAGGAGACUCACAGCUGCGAGAGAAGUCGGACGACUGGUAGCGGUGCAUCUAUCUAUAUGGGGAAACGACCGAUUCCCAGCAGCAAACAUGCAAUCCUGCGCAAUAGCAGAACAUACUCUUCUUGAUGAUCUCGACAACCCCGAGAGCCGAAAGGCUUUCACUAAUCUCUGCCUCGCUUCCAAGGCCACUGCACGUCGUUGGCCAUUAGGCAGGGCAUUGCUGCACGAACUCCAUGUGGCAGCAAAGAAGUUGAAAGUCACUCUUCCGUCCGAGACGGAUGCCUUGUUCUCGGAUAUUGAGGACAACUGGUCCAUCCGGUCCAAGAGAUCUAAUGAACCGGAACUGGACACGUUUUUGAAGAUGGCAACAUGA